AAAGAGAAAACAAAAAUCACUUAAUUUCAAACAGAACUAAUGCAGGAUAAUACUCUGUAGGUGCUCUGUAUUUUAUGUACAGGUCAAAUUACUUCCAGCCAUUACAGCAACCUGUUCAUCCAUAUAAAAGGAAAGAAUCACAGGAUGCUGUGAGGGAAGUCUGAUUCCAGAGUCACUUAUUCAAAAUUUAGAGAUUUUAGAUCAAGCCUCAAAAGGUUCUGCUAAGCCCUGAAACUUCUGUGAUAGUGGCAAAUACCCAGACAGCCACUUGCUUUUGUUGUAACUUGCUUUAAUUAAUUAAUGUCUCCUUAAGCCUCUCAAGGUAAACAGUUUGCAGUUUUAGCAUUUGGAAUUUGAUACUGAGUGAUCUAAAUAAUGAAUUUUAAAUGCUUAUAUGUGUUUUCAGUUUGUUACUAGUUUGUUAAUAGGUCCAGGACACUGCUGCAAUCAUUACUACUGCUUAAAUUAAGUGUCCCUUUUAAGUAAAUUCACCUUAACUUAAUAAUAGUCAGUCUCAAAGUGGAAUAAAAUAUAAUGGCCUCCAGAAAUGUGAUCGAACUGAAGACAAACUAAUUUUGACUGGUUAUGUAAAAUGCCCAUAAUCAUCUGUUUGUAUGAUUUGAUUCAUGCCAGUGUUCUAUUAUAAGAUGUGCAUCUUUUUUCCCGUUGGUUUGUUGACUGUAGCAUGCAGUAAUCCUCCAGAAGAUCUCACUUAGAGGUGAGAACACAUUCCUUUAGGAAAGUAUCUCCCAGCAGAGCUGAAACUACUUGGUGCAUGUAAUUCUCUCCAUCUGGACAGACUGAGUCUGUAAAGCAGAAGCAUGAGUCACUGAAAAGCGGUUCAGAAUGUCAAGUAUUUUCUAGAUUCACGGAUUUGAAGCAUCUGCAGUGCCAUUACCAAUGACUGGGAGCAUUUCAGGGUAUGGUAGAAACCAGGAGGAUUUUAAGCAGUAAUACUGGGCCCUGUUAAGAGCUUUCUGCCCCCUAAAUAACUACGUGACAGGCAAGAAAGAUGGGGACAACAAGACAGAAAUAUUUCUCCACCACCAAAAUUAGAGGCCUGCUAAAUCAGGGCUCCAGAAAUAAAUGGAAAACAAUCCAAACAACAGGCAAAACUCUUCAGGAUCAAUAAAGCUGUUUGGAAUGGAAAUCUACUGAGGCCUGUAGCAUAGAUCUAUCACCAGGAUUAUUAAAAGAAAGAGCUCCCACUGAAGUGGAUAUUGGACAAUUAUAAUGUUACAGUUUCACCACUCCCAAUAAGGGACAGGCUGCAGGGUCUGAACUGUGCAGCUGCUCAUCACAGGGAAAAUAAAAGCUGUAUCUUCCAAAAUAUGCUGUUCCUAAGGAAAUUAUACAGGCCAGCUAUGCCAGUUUUGUUACAUUAUUGGGAAUUCCAGUUUGGGAUUCACUCAGUCUACCAGCAGAGGAGGACGCAGCCAUCCCAGUCCCCGCUCUAAACAAGUGUUUGCAUAAAGAAGAGCGGCCCCCCAGGAGCCCUCAGUGCUGCUCACUGUGUCACCUGAGCACUCUUUAGGAAGUCGACCCCCAAAUAAAGUUUACUUUUUUAAAUGACCCUUUCACUUGACUGUGCCCUAUCCUGUUUUCCCUGCAGCUUUCCACAAGUUUAUGGAGGUUUGUUGAGCACAACAUAAACACUUUUAACAUUCCUGAGGCAUUUUCCCACCUGGUUACUGCUUUCUCCUGUCCCACAGGGCACCACUAGAAGAAGGUGGUGGACAACACCCACGCUGGAUAAGUUUAGCACUUCAUAUGUGGCAAGUGUCUUCUCUCCACCAUUGUUUUCUUUCCCAACAUAUUUUAAGAGAGCCCUUUUACUGUAAAGUUAAAAUAAAAUUACCUUUAGGAGUAUAAAUAAAAAACCCUACCAUGGUGUCAGUGUAUUUCAGGACAAAAGACAGAGCACAAACCCCCCACGUUUCGAAGAUUCUCUUUAGAGCUCCCUACAUAAAUAGUGAUAAAGGAUACAGAGAAAUUGAAAUGCCAUUUCAUUUUCUUCUGUUUCAACUCUUCCUGUUUUCUGAAGGUUGUUACUGUGACACCAAUGUAAAAAAAAAAAAAAGAAAAACCCAACUUCCUACUUCUAAUCUGUUUCAAGUCUUUGUCCUCGUUUCUCUCUGCUUGCAUCAAGUAUUGACAGAAAUUAGACUUUUAUUGCUGAAAUGCCUGGCUCAAUCAAAGAUCCAUGAGCACAUGGCAGCUGGCCCCUGGGAUGGAGGCCCAGAACCCGCCGGCUGUGGCGGCCGCCCCAGCAGAUCCCGUCCCGGGCCCUUCCCUGCGGCCCUCGCGGGGCUCCUCAGACCCUGCCCGGGGGCAGGUCCUGCCCCAGCCCCUGUACCUCAAAGCCCUGACGAUCCCGCUGCUCCAGCCCGUCCAGCCAGGAUGCUUCCAGCCACACGGGCCCUUGGUGACCGGCAGGAGCUGUGUCCACCUCGACGGCGGCAACAUUCCCCUCAUCCUCAACCCGCUCGUUGCUCCGGAAGGCACGGAGCAGCCUCAGCCGGUUUUCCAGAAACAGCUUGGGCAAAGCCUAACACUGAGCAUAGUCAGCACUUUACCAGUUUUAUCAUCACCAACUUCUUGCGUAAAUGCAUCUAUUGGAAGCCCGGGAAAAUCAAAAAAAUCUGGGAAAUACAUCUGCAAACACUGUGGACGAGAUUGUUUGAAGCCAAGUGUCCUUGAGAAACACAUUCGCUCUCACACAGGAGAGAGGCCCUUUCCAUGCACCACUUGUGGCAUUGCAUUUAAAACUCAGAGCAACUUGUACAAACACAGGAGAACCCAAACACACGUCAACAACGCCAGGCUGCCCUCAGACUCUGACAUCACUGGGGGACCAGAGCAAAAUGAGAGAUCAGCAGAGAGCACCACCUCUCCCCAAGGCAGCAAAGCACUGAGUAGCACCAGUGAAGACCAGGGGAUACACAUCAAACAACCCAGUUCAGAGACCAGUGCAGCAACAGACACUAAGAAACCUCAUGAGCUCUCACUGCUAGCAAAAAGCUCUUCAUCAGCUGCUUCAGAAAAUCAAGAAACAAUGAAUCAGUCCUUCAGUUCAAAGGUUAAUCAGGGGGUUCCUGAAAGAGAACCUCAAAGUUUAGCAUCUCCAGGAGCUUUGUCAAAUGGUCCAUGUCUGAGAAAGAAGAUGCAGGAGCAAAGAACUCCCACUGCCAAUAAGCACAUUCAGCUGCAAAGGCAGCAAGCAACCUCUUCAGAGAAGCAGUGGGAUUACAAACCCUUGGACUGCAAGCUGAAGAAGUGUGAGAGCACUGACUCGGGGUAUCUGUCGCGCUCUGACAGCGCAGAACAGCAGAUGACAUCAUCCAGCCCCUUGCACAGUCUCUACGAGCACAGCACGGAACUGGAAAAUGAAACUGCCUUCAGCGGCCCAAGGUGUGCCUCAGGAAGCACUGCAAAGCUGGAGGCAGCUGACAAAGCUACAGCCUCGAUGCUAGAGAAAAAGAGACUGGAAGAACACAUUUCAAAGCUUAUUUCUCACAACAAAAGUGUGGUGGAUGAUACCCAGUUAGACAAUGUCAGGCCCAGAAAAACUGUCCUUUCUAAACAGGGAAGCAUUGACCUGCCAAUGCCUUACACAUACAAAGACUCUUUCCAUUUUGAUAUCAGAACUUGUGAUGUAAAUAGGAAAAAGAAUCUUUCUCUUUGUUCAGCAAAAUCUACCUUUGCACCCCUGGAGAAAUGCAAGCCAAUGUUUUUCCAUUCAGUUCCUACCCAGUUCUCCACAACAAUCGACACUGUGCCUGUUACUCGGAGCAACUCCUUGCCUGUUGUGGAGGGAGCAAGGAUAGUACCUGACAAACCAGGUUGCUCAAAACCACUUUCUCUUACUAAGCAGUCUGCAAACACAGGCACUGCUGGUUUGCUGCCUAGCAACGAUUUUGCUGCGAAUUCAGUGGAUUUCCCUAAUAGCCAUACCCGAGCUCUAGUGAGACAAACAGCAGUGGAUGAUUUGCCCCUAAGUAAUGCGGCUGAUCACCCUUCUCUGUCAGAGGAGUUGAAAGGGGCUAAAAAGCUUGGGGCCAGAGAAGUAAUCAGUGCUAAAAAUAAGAAACACAAUCAAAGGAAGUUGAAGAUGUUCUCUCAAGAAAAAUGGCAAAUGUAUGGAGAUGAAACGUUUAAGAAAAUCUACCAAAAAUUGAAAAGCAGUCAAAAUGCCAAGAAAAUUAAACAGAGAGAGAAUAAGAUUACAGAUAUUACAAGCUUGAUUCCUAAUUCAAGGGAAUCAGCCAGCAGCGCUGAAAUUACUGAGGAAAGAGAUGGCAGGAGCUCUUCAAGUGACAGUCCUUCCGCCCUUGUGACAGCAGCUUCAACCACAGGUAAAUCAGGAACUUGUACUGAUGCUAAUCAUGUUCUGCAGAAUGUGUCCUCUGAGGAAACUGCAGACAGAGUGUCCUACCUAAUGGAGACAUCACAUUCCAUAACUGCUGAACCUGUAACCAGCCAAACUUCCCAAGAGCUCCGUGGCAGUGACACAGAGAAAUGCACAGCUGGCAGCGGCACGCUGCUGGCUUCAAGCAGUGGUGAUCUCAGGCUUCAAAAUCCUGAGUGUCAGCUGAGCAGCGAUGGAAGGAAUGGUGGCUGCUUGCCAGUACAGAGUAGCAACUGGGAGAAACCAAGCCCUGGGAAAGAAUCCAGUGCAUUUGACUUAGACUGUAAAAGCACUUCACACAAUCUUGGGAACCAUCAUGGGACUAAGGAAAGUGGCCAGCAUGGCCUGACGCCCCCGUGGGUCCAUUGCAACAACAGAGAAACAGAAGGGAAAUCCCACAUUUUGCCAUCAGAAAGGAAAAAGCUGAAAUUCGAAGUGGAGAAAACACAAAAUGUGAUUUCAGUGUCCUGCCCUAGUCCCAGUAGAGAAACCACUGCAGCAAGUGAAGCAGAGAGAGUCCAUUGCUCUGGUACUCAGUGUCCUCCCACAGCUCCAGUGAAAUUCUCCAGUAAAGCAGAGGAGCAAAAAUCAAGCGCAGGAAUUAAUGAUGUCACUGGAGGUACUGAGAAUGUGGAAUACAGGAAAACAAUCAAACUUCCCACAAAAGCUCUUAAUUACAGUGACAUUAACCUUCUUUCACAUCCUGCAGGUAUCUCAAAAGCUUCACUGGCAGGAUUUUUAGGAUAUGAAUUAAGGGGAAGUGAUUCCAACUCUUUUGCCUUGCACAGUGCAACAGAUGGAGAUGACAAAACACAUCUUGUAAAAACAGGAGCAGAAGUGCCACUUCUCAAUGACAAUGCUGUGGAUGUGUCUCCUAAAAGUCAUCAUCUGCAACCUGAUCAUUUAAGUCCAGUCCCACAACAAAAUGCCUUCUCUCCAAAAUACAUCCUUAAAUUGCCACAGGACAAGAGAACUUCAGAUCUGUCAUCUUUGCUUAGACCUGAAGGGGAGAUGACAGCUUGCAGACCUCGGACAGAUGACUUAACCACCCCACCCUGCUCUUGCAGCAGCACAUCCCUCUGUUCUCUUUCCAGUGAUGUGGUUUGGUCCCCUCUAAAAUCUGAAGUGAGACGAAAGGCUGGCAAAGGAGAAAUUCAGUGGAAUCUUCACACAAACUGGAAAACUCCAGGAUUCUGUUCAUCAGUCAACUCAGAAACCACAAAUAUCAUAACCACAACAGAGAACACCUUUCGUAACCAGAUCUUCAAGCAGCAGGAUAUUGCAAAAGAGGAUGAGAAAAACAAACAGAACAAAAAUAAAUUAAAUUAUCAAAGGCAAAGAGAAGAGAAGUGGAUGAGUAAAAGUACUUGCUCUACACAGACUCUGCAGAAGAAAAUAUGCUUUACUUCUGUGUAUACAAGUGGCUUUUUCAUAUCUGCUGACAUCAAAGAUGAGAGGAAGGCCUUACAUCACCUUUGCUCAGAAAGUGACUCUUUGAUAAAGACAUCAGUUUCUAGCAAGCGUGCAGAGCCAACAAUCCUGGGAUGGGACAGAGCGGGAAGUCCAUGCAUCCUUAAGGACAUCCCACCACCACUGCAGGAUCCACAGCAUUCCCAGAGCUCACAUGAAAACCCCACUUAUUUUUGCCAUUCUUUUGGCACUUUCUAUUGCCACACUCUCAGCACUCACUGUAAAGAAUUGCCAGUGCUGCCCCACAAUAACAGGACCUGGUACUCUGGCACUUCUCCAGUACCAGGCUCCAAGAGCACCUUCCCAUCCCUCAGUGCUGAGCCCCGGCUGACCUGGUGCUGUUUGAGCAGGAGCUUCCCUCUGCCCUCAGAGCAGAGUGGGAAUGCAGCCUCUGCCCAUCCCUCCUUGCACACCUGUGACAAGGAACCCAGCAGGGAAUGCACCCUGUCAAAGUAUGACAUUUCCAUUUUCAAAAUGAGAAAUAUUAGCAAGAAUGUGGCAUAUGGCUUAACAAACACAAGUUUAAAAACGUUGGUUUCAUCAUUUUCCAAAGGACACCAGAUGCAGGAGUUAAGCUCAGCAGUUCCUGGUGUUUCUUUCAAAAAUAUUUCAGAGCAAAAGAAGAAAACAGUAGCUUGCAAAAAGGAAAAACUCUCAACAAAUAAACUUAAGAGGAGCCACAAACAGAAAAGGAUUAAAGUCACCCCUAAAUGGUACAGAGGGAGGCACAUCCAUGGAUUUGCUCAGCUGAAAAUGAACCAGCUGAACAAGAGGCCCUCUUUUCCCAACAGAGCUCUGGAUGCUUUGAGAAAGGGCUGCUCAUCCCAACCCCCCCGAUUUAAUAAGCAUAAGAAGAGCCAUCCUCCUCAAUCCAAGAUGCAAGAAAAUUAUCUACACCAGCAAAAAGACAUGUCAUAUUCCACCUCAGACAAACAACUUUGCAAAAGGAAAAAAGAAGCAAAGAAUAACUCAGGAAUAUCUUCCCAUACUGAAAACCGAAACCAUGUUAAACAAAAAGACAAAAUGGAUAAAAAAUUCCUACAGGACAUUUCUGGGCAAAUCAGGGAACACCCAAGAACAAACGCCUCUGUCCAGAACAUUACAGCUCCUCUGGGAAUAGCUGUGACAGCUCAUUCCUUUUCCUCCACAGCUGACAUGUCCCUGCAGGAAUUCAGCAGCGACGUGGCCAUUUGCUGCUGGGUGACACAGCCCCUCGUGCUCCAGCCAUCCUUGCCUGGGGAAUCCCAGCCAAGCCUUCGGAGUGACCCCGUGGCAGCUUCCUUUGGGUCUUGCUCUCCUGAAUUUACAAACACAGGCACAGGUGACCAGCCUGACAGCACAAAUCCAGAGGCUGCUGCUCCUCUUUCCUUACAUCCAGGAGCAAGCCAGGAAAACAAACUGAGAGUAGAGUCAGAGAGCCAAAUAUUUGGAAUGUCAGACCCGGUGAUCCAGGCCUCUAGAAGGGAGGAACCUCCAACUGAAGAAAACACACAUUCACCUCCCAAAGAAAACUCACCUCCCAGUUCCCAGCCAGGAUGUUCACGUUUGUUUGGAUCGCAAGCAGAGUCUUUUCCUGAGUCAGUCACGAGGGCUCAGUUACCCAGCAGAGAACACUCAGAGAGGGCAAAUUCAUCUCAGCAUCUCCUGGACCUGCACGGAAGUGCCGACAAGAGCAGAUCCCACCUGCAGCCCAAUCCCUAUGGAAGGCCACAUGGAACAGCUACUGCUACCUUUAAAAAGCCUCCAAUUACUCUCAGAUCCCCUGAGUUCAAGAGUUUCUCUGCAACACCCCCCAAGACGUAUAAAAAGAGAGGUUUAGAGAUGAUGAGGAAACAAACACGGGUGGAGUAUGAUGACACGAGCAGUGAUGAUGAGGACAGGCUGGUUAUAGAAAUAUAGCAACAGGCUGCUGCCAGGGGCUUGUGUGCCAGCCUGUUACAGCAGGAAAUGCCAGGGAUCUUUGAUCCAUAGUUCUGAAACAUCUUAACAUCAGCAAAGCCAUUCCUCUAUGCCAGAGGCAACAUCCUCUUUGGAAGGGCCCUUCCUUUCAAGGACUCAACCUUUUUUAAAAAUGCUCAUUUGAGGCUGGCAUCGCACAUUUAAAUGCAAGAGGUAACCCUGUGUUCCUGUCGGGUUUCCAGCAUUGUUAACAUUCCUGCCAGUCUCAGAAUUCCCACAAGUGCUGGCUGCCAGUGGGUGUGUUACUCCAAGCCUGCAGUGGAUUGGGUUACUUCAACAAUACAACCGCAGCAACUUCCUCAGUUCCUCAGCUCAGAUUUCCUGGAAGGGUACGGAUGUGUUCCCUUCUCUAUAUCCCUCUUUUCUUGUAGUCACUGCCUCCAUACUGGGAGUGACACACUGGCAUUAAGGGGAAGAUCUGUUCCUUAAGUAUCUCUGAUAUUGGAAGAGUCUGGAAAAAUGCUGGUCUUUUCCCAUGUUGCACAAAUGUCAAUGCUUCUGUGUGAGAAAUGACACAAGCAUGCUUUGCUUUGUGUUUUGUGCCUUUUAUGCCAAGAUCUACUCAAAUGUUCUUAAUUUCUAGGUGGAGAAUAUGGGUGUUAGUUAUCGGUAUUUCCUUGUAGUAAAAUUUCUGACAAGGAUUUUCUCAUUAUAUUUGUCACAUUGUGCUCCAACUAAUGUAAUCUGGAAUGUUUCAUUUUUAUUGUAGUUUUAACUGCAAUGAUGCCAUUUUAUGGAGGGUAAAGAAGCUAUAUGGCAUAGCUCAUUUUCUUUUUUUAACAACAAGUUUUGUGCUACAAACCUUAAAGUUUACUGGUUUCUAUGUGAAUAAAUAAUUAGAUAUUUCAAUUUGA
Molecule: messenger RNA, 8691 nt
Organism: Corvus hawaiiensis (hawaiian crow)
Lineage: Eukaryota; Metazoa; Chordata; Aves; Passeriformes; Corvidae
Gene: ZNF831
Product: zinc finger protein 831
Exons: 6
Coding region: 2204-7777 (1857 amino acids)
Source: RefSeq, a predicted model, not a curated record